UACCAAUUUUGAAAACAUGUGUGUUUGAAUGAAAACAAAUCUUUUAAUGUGUGCAGUCAUUUAAUAUUUUCUAUAAAACUUUAACAAACGGAAUGGAUGAUUUAAGAGAAUUAGUGCAAUUUAUGCAACCAAGCCAGCGUUUGGAUCUGAAGUCAGUAGCCACAGCAAAUGUGCUUUGUUUAACCGGUUCUGAUGAAGGUAAAGCCGCAAUAGUGGAGUGUGAGGAUAUCAUUGCAGCACUGAUAAGACUAACUUGUGAUGAAAAUCUCUCAGUGGCAAAGGAUGCAGUAUUGAGUCUGAUUAAUUUAACAGCUGAAGAAUUUGGCGCUGUCAAAGUACUUGAAACCUCCAAAAAUGUACAGGAUCGACCACUUAUACAAAUUGCCGUCAAGCACAUAACAGAUGAGAAUUCAGAAUUUGCAGAUGCUUGGGCAAUGGUGCUUUGCAAUAUGUCACGUGUUGAACGUCUGGUGAAUGACAUGCUGGAUGAAAUGGAAAAAGACGAGAAUAUAUUUUUCAAACUUGGAAAAUCAUUUUCCAAGCUAAACUACAACAAAAAGAACUCCAAACUGCAUUAUUUGGGUCCAUUAUUCUGCAAUUUAACGCAAAGCAGUCGUGGUCGUGAGCUAUUCUGUAAUUCCAGAUAUGAUCUCUUCGAUAAAGUGCUGCCAUUUAUAUGUUAUCCAGAAUCUGUAGUACGCAGAGGUGGCAUUAUUGGUGUGGUAAAGAACAUUUGCUUUGAUCCUGUUUACCACACUUUAAUACUAACUGAUAAGGACGACGUGUUGCAUAGCAUCUUAAAUCCUCUUUGCGGACCUGAAGAGUUUACAGAGGAAGAAAAUGAACAGUUGCCCAUUGAGUUGCAAUAUUUGCCUGAAGAUAAAGCUCGUGAAGUGGAUCCAGAUUUGAGAAAAAUGUUAUUGGAAUCGCUACUACAGCUGUGUGCUACUAAACGCUACCGAGAGUUGCUGCGUUCGAAAGGUGUUUACUUUAUUCUACGCGAGUACCACAAAUGGGAAGCCAAAGUCGGCAAAGACAGCGAAUGUCUGCUGGCCUGCGAAAAUGUUGUUGAUAUACUCAUUAAAAAAGAAGAAGAAAUUGGUCUGGACAACUAUAAAGAAGUGGCCGUUCCAAAUGAUGUUGCUGAGAAAUUCGUAAAAGACGAUUCAGAAUAUUUGAAAAAUCUAAUAUAAAUUAAAUAGUUAUAUAUUAAUAUAUAGAUAAUUAAAUCGAACUUGUGGGGAACUUGAUUUAUAUAUGGAAUUUAAUAUUUCCAUUGACUAAAAGUAGACUGGCGCUACUAAUCUGUCAAAGAAGAAAAUAAGAAAAUAUUUACGAUCCAUUUUUUCAAACCUUGAAACUGAUGUACAAUAGUUAAUUGUAAUUUAACUGCUUUAAAUAAAUUAGUUAAUAAUUAA
Molecule: messenger RNA, 1418 nt
Organism: Teleopsis dalmanni
Lineage: Eukaryota; Metazoa; Arthropoda; Insecta; Diptera; Diopsidae
Product: protein HGH1 homolog
Exons: 6
Coding region: 93-1193 (366 amino acids)
Source: RefSeq, a predicted model, not a curated record